This is a messenger RNA of Hemicordylus capensis (graceful crag lizard), 5494 nucleotides long. It is a transcript of the gene FBH1, whose product is annotated as F-box DNA helicase 1. Gene Ontology annotation, cellular component: nucleus. Bases 855 to 3731 code for a protein of 958 amino acids. NCBI's taxonomy places the organism in Eukaryota, Metazoa, Chordata, Lepidosauria, Squamata, Cordylidae. Gene Ontology annotation, biological process: replication fork processing; double-strand break repair via homologous recombination. The record is from RefSeq and is a predicted model, not a curated record. Gene Ontology annotation, molecular function: ATP binding; 3'-5' DNA helicase activity; DNA binding. The transcript has 21 exons.
GGAGGGGUGGGGGGGGAAGAUGGGUGUCUGAGUGUUGCUUAUGGGGAGAAUCCUGAACUUCCAAGUGAUUGGCAGGAGUGGGGAGCCUUGAGCCCACAUGCCAUGCCUUAUGGCAGGGGUCGCCAACCUGAGGCCCUCCAGCUGUGGUUGGACUACAACUCCCAUCACCCCCUGCCGUGAUUAAAGUUGGCCGCCUUUGGCCCAGUGCAUGCACUGCUGCUUGCGGAGGGAAUGUCGGUGGAAAUCCUCUCCCUGCUCCCUUUGACGCCAGUCUUGGCCAGUAUUUAAGAAUGCUUUGUGUGGUGCUUAUAUGGAAUUGUACUAACGACGAUGCAAUACCUGCCUGGAACUGCUCCUUGGGAGGCCUGCACGGUCUGUUCCAACAUCCUCGCCUGCCUUGCCUUCCUCUCUGGUCCCCACCUGUGCCAAACGUUAAAUUGCAAACUUCUCACCAGCGUUCUCUCUAAUCUUUUUGAUCUGUGUGCGCAAUGAGUUUUGUUCCGGGUGGCAGUCUCAAGGCAGGGUGUGCGCACCAUGUGCAUGCGGAGUGGGGCCCUCCUGAUUCAGCCUGAGCGGGAUCUGAAAUUAACUGAGCGGGCAUCAGAGAAACUUUGAGACGUUCUAAGCAACUCCGUCUUACAGCCAGUGACUGUGAAGCUUUGAGCCAGACUCAAGAGGGUACCUCAUCCCUUACACAGCCUUUUAGUCAAAGGCAAGGCAGCCGAUACACUAACAGAGGUCUCUACCCCGCUCACCGGACAAAGAAACAUCCACGAGGAUCAGGAUCAGGCCACCAAAGCACCAUCACUGACUACUUCAGAAGCAAAACCCGCCCGUCACAAUGUGGAGUUGACAUGGCGCAAGCCAACAAAAUCAAAGCGGAGAACUCUCUGGCAUCCUCGUUUGUUCACGAUGAAGAAUUCUUAGACAUAGAGGACUCCUGCUCUCUUCUUGGGGGUAAUGGGGAUGUGGCCCCAGUGACUCCUAGGAAAAGGCCACGUUUCUCCCAGAGCACCAACAGCUGCCACACGGACUGCAGUCAAUGGGAUCAAGAUGAUAAACAUUUCUUGGACAGGUUUUCUGAGCAAUCCCCAGACCAUGUUUAUCUCAAACAGGAAGUUGAUGACAUCACACAGGAAGCUAAUGCCAUGGAAGUUGACCCUCUUCCUGACGCAUGUUUUGGCCUCCUGGGAACUGUUAGUUGGGAUGUGCCCCAAGGCCACAUUGAUCAGUUGCCUGAUGAAAUCCUCAGGGAGAUCUUUGCGCUGGCGCCUGCCAUUGAUGUCUUCCAGAACAUCAGCCUAGUUUGUCAUCGUUGGCACCUGAUAGUCUCUGAUCCACAGUUCAUCCCCUGGAAGAAGCUAUACCUUCAGUAUCUGAAGGCGGAAGCCCGGGCCUUAUUGACACUCAACACAAUUCUACACCGAUAUGGCCUAACCCAAGAGCAGAGCCAGUGCAUGCUGGGAUUUAUACGGUGUGUCGCUGCCAUGAAGAGCCGUCGCUGCCGGGACCACAAAGCCAUCCUCACGUGCUUGAAGAGCCACACGCUCUUUCCCAAGGCAGAAAUCUGUGUCGCCAAGAGGCUGCCUGAUCUGGACAGCCCCCAAGAGGGAACCCCAAAUGUUUGGGCUGUGAUGGCAGCCAUUGUCCUCUUCUCUGGAGGCGUUUGUGAUAUCCAAGAGCUGGUGUCUUGCCUUAGGAGGCCCAACUCUACCCUUUCCUUGAUGGACAUCAUUGAGGCCUUGUACUGCAUGGCCACCGUGCUUUAUGCCAUGCGUGAGAAGGGUGUUAAUGUCAGUAACAGGAUUCACUACAAUAUUUUCUACUGCCUGUAUCUCCUGGAGAAUAACUGUGGCAUGGCAGUCGUCAAACCGGCAGUACCCAGCUGCAGCUAUGAAAGAGGCCUAAGUAAUAACCCUGGAAUACAGCCAACCUGCGAACAGCAACAGAUCUUAAAUCAUGCAAUUGCCCCAAGACAGGUUGUGAAAAUCAUGGCAUUUGCAGGCACUGGGAAGACCUCCACUCUGGUCAAGUACGCAGAGAAAUGGUCCAGCCUCCGAUUCCUGUACUUGGCCUUCAACAAGACCAUCGCGGAGCAGGGUGGGAGAGUCUUUCCCCGGAAUGUCACCUGCAAGACGGUCCACUCCUUGGCCUUUUCGGAAGUUGGCAAGCACUACAGCCAGAAAGGCAAGCUGAAUUUUGGCUCUCUGACAUCCUACUGGGUCAGCUUCAUCCUCCAAAACCGCGAGGGACAGUCUCCAUUCAUAAGAGCCAAGACAGUUAUUCAGACCCUCGAAACGUUUUUUGCCUCUGCGGAUCCAUCCAUAACGGUGGAGCAUGCGCCCAUCUGGUGCAAGAACACCAAGGGAGCAGUUGUUCCUGUCCAGGAAGAAGAGAAGAAAAUCAUUGUUAAAGAAGCAAACCAAAUAUGGUCCAAAAUGAAAAUGCUGAGUCCAACCAAAGAGAUGGCAUAUAAGAUGACCCACGAUGGUUACUUGAAGCUUUGGCAGCUUAAAAAGCCUUUUCUUUCAAACUAUGAUGCCAUUUUUGUCGAUGAGGCCCAAGAUUGCACCCCUGCAAUUAUAGACAUUGUCCUUUCCCAGCCUUGUGGCGUGAUCUUAGUCGGCGACCCACACCAGCAGAUCUACACUUUCCGGGGUGCUGUCAACGCUCUGUCUCAAGUGCCACACACCCACAUCUUCUACCUCACACAGAGUUUCCGAUUUGGCCCUGAAAUAGCUUAUGUCGGUGCAACCAUUCUAGAUGUCUGCAAGAAAGUUCGAAACAAGAUGUUGGUGGGGAGCAACCAGGAGGGCAAUGUCAAUAUGGCAGGCAUGGGAGGAAAGAUGGCCCUCUUGUCCCGGAACAACCAGACCAUCUUUGAGGAUGCCGUGAGGCUUACUAGCGGAGACUCCCCAGCUAAAAUACACUUUCUUGGGGGGCUUACAGCCUUUGGCCUUGAGAAGAUCCAUGAUAUUUGGAAGCUCCUCCACCCUGAACUGAGACUCGAAGUGAAGGAUUCUUUUUUUAAGAAGUGGAUUGAGAAGGGCUUUGUGGGGUUGAAGAGUUAUGCGAUGAGCGCUGACGAUAAGCAGCUAGAGAUGAAGAUUGCGAUUGUGGAGAAGUACAGAGACCGCAUUCCCGAGCUGGUGGAAAGGAUCUCCCAGUGCCACGUGCUCGCCCCAGAGGCUGCAGAUUAUGUGUUAAGCACCGUCCACAAGGCCAAAGGGCUUGAAUUUGACACCGUCCAAGUAGCGGACGACUUUGUGAGCGUCCCCUUUGCACGGCAUAAUCUUGGGAGGCUGCCUAACUUCAGUACUGACGCGAUCUCUGAGGAUGAAUGGAACUUGCUCUAUGUCGCUGUGACCCGUGCCAAGAGGCACCUUGUCAUGCCCAAAUUUCUGACCUAUCUCUUGACAUUUGCUGGGGAGUACUAUUUACGGCCUGAGCUGACUAGUGAUGUAUGCAAGGGGACGCCGGUUUGGUGUUGUGUGCGAGGCUGCUGCAAUUCCAUUCCUGCUGAAUCUCUCCUGACCAUGAAGCAAAUGCCUUUUGUUUACAGCGAUGGCACCAAGGACCCCGAAGGCUACCUGUGUCAUGCCUGUGUUGAGCAGCGCAUUGGCCCUCUAGCAUGGCUAACUGUUUCUCCCGAGGUAGUGGAGACCAUGGAGUCCACAGAAGAAGACCUUGAGAUCCCACAGAACAUUAACAUCCUCUUUGCAUGGUUUUAAAUUUGAGACAGCGGCUUAUCAGAGAUGGAAGAAUAUUGCCGAUGGUGCGUUUUUAUUAGAACCCGAGGGAGAGGUGCUCAUCUUUGGAGAACUUUGCUGCUGUGGUCCAAGGAGAGCUGACCCAAGAGAAUGCCCAGAAGACGACCAGUCUGCAGAAAUGUUUUUAAUCAUUAGAAAGGCCAACAUACCUGUUUGCGGUGCUGCUUAGAAGGACUGGGAAAGUUGCUAUGCUCCUCCACCGCUGCCAAAGUUGGUGACUGAUAGGCCACAUUGUCAGUGCUUCCAUCUGCACCCACCGUGAUGGAAAACUCUGCCCAUUGUGCCAUGCUAUAUGGGUGGAGCUUGAUGUGGGAAGAUGGGUGGGGUUUAGCACAACUGAUUGCUGAGAUACCUCUCAGUUUGGGCAGGUAGGGAUAGGCAGGUGAUGGCACAGGACUGUGUGGACCGUGCCACUUCAGAUCGUACCACACGAUCGGAUGCUCCUUCAUAGAAAAGGGGAUUCCCUGCACCUAGGAAAUUCAAUGCCAGGAAAAGGGUUCACCUCCCUGAUAUGUUAGUUUUUCUGUAUACAAGGGAUGGAGCAUCAUUCAGUCGUGUGGGCCCUCACUUGCAGUCUGAGUUGGUACUGUCCAGAUCCAGUGAGCACUAGUCCAUAUGUGGCCCUGGUCUAUAGACCUUUUGUUUUGUUUUGUUUUUGCAUCUCUGUCUUUGUGCUUUGUAGUUUAGAGGAAGCAAAAAGCAUUUUAGCCCAAAGAAAGCAAGAUUAACUUAUUGUUAAUUCACAAAAUAAUGUUUGUAAGCAAAACCUGGAGGUUUAUUUUUGUAUGGGUGAAGUAAACUUGUUUUGAUUACAGGUGCACCUUGUUAUCCGCCGGGGUUGCGUUCUUGCCUACAGCUGUGGAUAACGAGACCUGAAGUCAAUGAGAAUUGACCUGGAGGGAAAGGAUAAAAAGCCUUAAAAGGCAGUAAUAAGAGAAAGGAAGUAAUGUACCAUGCUCUCCAGGUCUCCAGCAUUGCCCCCCCAAACCCUCCAAUUCGGCCAAUUUUCCACACAAAAAAUUGUUGUAGUUUAAAAAAAACCAAAAGAGCCACAAAAUGGCUCCUUUCAAUAAAAUAUUGGCCAGAAAUUACUGUGGAGGUAAUUUCUGGCCACCUAGGAACUGCAGAUACAUGGAUUUUAACCCUUUUGUAAACCACGUAUAACGAGGUCGGGUCUCCAUUUCCUCACCAUGGAUGCACAAAACCACGGGUACUGUGAGUGGCAAGGUCCACCUGUAUAAAACUAUGAAUCUUUCUUAUGAAUCAAAAUCAGAUUGGAAUGCACCUACUUUAAAAAAAAAAAGAAGUCUUCUUUCCAGACCAAGGAAAGGCACAGGAGAAGAAUCUAUCCUUUUCGUGGGAUGCUAACCUUUUAAUGGGACUUCAGAAAACUGCAAAGUUAGUCUCUUUCAUUUGGACAACCUAUUAGGUUUAAAAUGUUUAGACAGUAGCACAUGUGAAAAGGACUGCCACAUUACAGGAAUCAUAGGCUGAGCGUGAGGCAGCAUCAUGAUGCAGCUGCGAAAAAGACUAAUGGGCCAAACCAUGGCCAGCAGCACCCAGAGAUGGUGUUAUCAGGAAACACUUGUCGGCUGGUUUUAAAUUGUUUAAAAUAUAUAUAUUUUUUAAAAAGCCUGUUUUAUGUUGUAAACUGCCCAGAGAUGGAAGUUUGGGGCAACAUGCAAAUUUGAAAUAUAUUAAUAAACUAAUGUGAUUUUAGGCUG